UCAAACAGCAAAUCAUUCAUUUUGCUCCCGCCCAUGUAGCUAUGCAUUGUGGGGAAGGAAACUUACCCACGUGGGACAACGAGCAUGGCGACUACCGGCGGAAGGAAGCUGGAGGAUUUAAGUGUUGAUGAAUUUCUUGCCUCUGGCUUUGAUUCGGAUUGUGAUGAUUCAGAAGAUGCUGCACCUGUCAAGAAUGCUAAACAGAAAGAGAAAAAAACAGACCAAAUUUCUAAAAAAAAUAUGAAGAAAGGCAAGGCCACUAAACACAGGAUACAGCUCUCCAGACUGAAAGACAAAGACCCAGAGUUCUACAAGUUUUUAGAGGACAAUGAUCGAACAUUACUGAAUUUUGAUGAUACAGAUAGCUCAGAAGAUGAAGAUAGUCAGUUACACAAACUGCCAAGCUUUUUGGAGGAUGCAAGUGAUGAUGAAGAGGAGGAAGAAAAGUUAUCUAGAAAAACAACAAAAUCCAAAGAUUUUAUUAAGGUGACAGAAAAGAUGGUAGAUCAGUGGAAACAGAUGAUGAAGUGUGAACUAACUCCAAAGUUGUUCAGAAAGAUCACACAAGCGUUUAAGGCGGCAGUAGCCAUUACCAAAGGCGACAAUAGCAUGUUGGGCAAAUACAAGGUGGAAGACAGCAUGGUUUUUAAUGCCCUCGUUUCAUUAUGCGUACAAGAUCUUUUUGGUCCACUUGAUAAGAUGCUGAAGUUGAAGCCAAACAAGGAUACUAAAAAGCUUGUGCUCCCGUCAUCUAGUCCCCGAUGGCAAAGAUUACAAAUUGAUAUCAAAAUGUAUUUGCUGAGUCUUGUUCAGCUGUUGUCCUGUUUAACGGAAUCUUCUGUGAUAAGGGCAGUCUUAAGGCAUUCCAUCCAACUAGUCUCCUUUUUUUUGUGCCUUCCAAAACAGUGUAGGCUUUUUCUGAAGCAACUGAUUAUCCAUUGGAGUACAGGUGAUGAGACUGUCAGAGUUUUGUCAUUCCUUGCUCUGAAUAAAAUCUGUAGGAACAAGCAAGAUGUGUAUCUUAAUCCUGUACUGAAGCAAAUGUAUAUUGCCUAUGUCAGAAACUGUAAAUUUACAUCACCUAAUAUGCUUCCAAUGAUCAACUUCAUGCAGAGGACUUUAACAGAAAUGUAUGCUCUUGACACACAAGCAUCAUAUCAGCAUGGUUUUAUUUACAUCAGGCAAUUGGCUAUACACCUUCGAAAUGCAAUGACCAUGAAGAAGAAGGAAACAUAUCAGUCUGUGUACAACUGGCAAUACAUCCACUGCCUGUACCUCUGGUGUCGUGUUUUAAGUACAUUACAUCCAAGUGAGAUUCUGCAGCCCCUGAUCUAUCCAUUGUGUCAGGUGAUCACUGGGUGUAUCAAGUUGGUUCCUACAUCUAAAUACUAUCCGCUGAGACUACAUUGUGUCCGUGCUUUAAUUCUCUUGUCAGAUAGCACAAAGACAUUUGUCCCUAUAGUUCCCUUUCUUUUAGAGAUUUUUCAGCAGGUGGAUUUCAACAAGAAGCCUGGCAGAAUAAGUGUGAAGCCCAUCAAUUUUGCAGUAAUUUUAAAGCUCUCUAAUUCAAACUUGCAGGAAAAAACAUUCAGGGAUGGCCUUAUCGAGCAGUUGUAUGAUCUGAUUUUGGAAUAUUUUCAUACCCAAGCCUGCAGCAUUGGCUUCCCAGAGCUUGCACUACCUCUGAUUGUCCAGCUGAAAGCUUUCUUGAAGGAAUGCAAGGUGGGCAAUUACUGCAAACAGAUUCGGCAGUUGUUGGAUAAAAUGCAGGAAAACUCGGCCCACAUCACACGCCGAAGACAAAAAGUAACUUUCAGUGUUGCUGAUCGGGCAGCUGUGGACACCUGGGAGAAGGAGACUGAGGUGGAAGGCACACCUUUAACCAAGUAUUACAGUCACUGGAAGAAGCUGAGAGAAAAGGAAAUUCAAUUGGAGAUUUCUGGCAAGGAGCGGAUGGAAGACUUAAACUUGCCUGAAAUCAAACGUAAGAAGCUUACAGAAAGAAAAGAAGCAGACAAAAAAGAAUUUAAGGAUCUGUUUGAUUCAGAUAACAGCUCAGAAAAUGAAAAUGGUGUAAUUAGAGUUAAAGGUGAAAUGAAGAUGGCUAAGGACAGCAACUCCGAUGACGACAUGAUUAGUGAUGAUGAGUCUGGAGAGUAUGAGGUGGAAGAUGCAGAGGAAUUCUCCUUUGGAGAUGAGGAGUCAGAUGAAGAUGAUGAAAAUGUGCAAAAGAAGACCAAGUUUAAGCCAAAGAAGCUCAGCAAGUCUGACCUGACAGAGCUUACCCAAGGGGAUGAAGAUCAACUGGAGGAUUUGGAUUUGUCAGAUGAGGAUUAAUAUUUCUUAUGCCUAAAGCAAAUAUGAACUUUAAAUGUGACUUGUAAAGUGAGGGGUGGGGAGGGGGAGAGCCACCCACUUUUUAAUUUUUUUGGCCGGACACUAGCUGGUCUCAGAAUUGGUUACAUUCAUUGGUUCUGAAUUAAUAUUAUAACAGAGUAAACAAUAACUGGCAUAAAGUGCAUCUAUUUUUAAGAUAGACGUGCAUGUAAACCACACCACUUUAAUCAGGACAGCGUCAAUAUGUAUGCAGAUCUCAUAUUCUGUUAUAUACUUGUAUAUUCUGUUUUUGUAUUCUGCAGUACAGUAAAUACAAUUUCAAAGA
Molecule: messenger RNA, 2662 nt
Organism: Erpetoichthys calabaricus (reedfish)
Lineage: Eukaryota; Metazoa; Chordata; Cladistia; Polypteriformes; Polypteridae
Gene: noc2l
Product: NOC2-like nucleolar associated transcriptional repressor
Exons: 19
Coding region: 85-2337 (750 amino acids)
Biological process (GO): negative regulation of transcription by RNA polymerase II; ribosomal large subunit biogenesis
Cellular component (GO): nucleolus; nucleoplasm; Noc2p-Noc3p complex
Molecular function (GO): histone binding; transcription corepressor activity
Source: RefSeq, a predicted model, not a curated record